GUAUACAGAGCAAUAUGUUCCGCUGAAAUCAAAUGAGAGAGCUGUUUAAAACAGUCGCUUAUCGGUGGUUGUCAGCAGUUGAAAGUACGUGUGUUGUCUGCUCUUUACGUAAUCUUUUAUUUUUUUGUGAGUAAUUUUGCACCGGGUACUGGAUGCCGCGUGGACCGGGAUUAUUUUGGCGAGGAUAACUCUAGUGCUCUCCCUCCUCCCCGCAUCCGUUGUUGUCCUCAGCAGCAGCAGCAGCAGAAGCAGACUCAGCCAGACGGGGGACGAUCUGUAUGCAGCAACACUGUAAACAGACGAGGAGCUGUUUUAAUGAAAGCCAACAUCGCUGCAUCGCGGUUGAAGCCUUCAAUCAGCAAUGCCUGGGAAUCCUCCAGCUGCUCUUCCAUGCUGUUUUCUGAGAAUGGGAUCGUAGUAAACCUCUCUGGGAUUUAGAUUACCUGCUAGCAUGUUGCAGUCUGCCACCAGAACAGGAGCAGUGGGAUCUACCCUAAACUGCCAUAAGACAUGCAUCUGCGCCUCAAACAUCGUGAGCUGCUCCAAGAUGAAUCUGACCACUGUCCCAACUGGUAUACCCCACUACACCGCCGUGCUGGAUCUCAGCUAUAAUGAGAUAACGCGGCUGCGGUCCGAGUGGACCCCAGUCAAGCUCCCAAAGCUCCAUAACCUCCUCCUCAGCCACAAUGGUCUCCACUUCCUGUCUUCAGAGGCUUUCAUAUACGUGAAGCACCUGCGCUACUUGGACCUGUCCUCCAACAACUUGCGGCAGCUGGAUGAGUUUAUCUUUGAGCCUCUGGUCAACCUGGAGGUCCUCUUGUUGUACCAUAACCAAAUUUCACAGAUUGACCGCUCAGCCUUUGUUGGCAUGAUCAACCUUCAGAAGCUCUACCUUAGCCAGAACCAAAUCUCCCGCUUCCCUGCGGAGCUAGUCAAGGAAAAGACUCGUCUGGAGAAACUUAGCCUCCUGGAUGUGUCCUCCAACAAGAUCAAGAUGUUGCCCAUUGAUGAGCUCCAGGUGCUGCCUGCUUGGAUUAAAAAUGGCCUCUACUUCCACAGUAACCCUCUGCUGUGUCACUGUGAUCUGUACACACUCCUCGCCCAUUGGUACAUUCGAAAACUCAACUCUGCUGUGGACUUCAAAGAUGACUACACGUGUAUUCUGCCUGGCCCGGAAAAAACACAAGUAGGAGUUUUUGAUCUCAGCGGUGACAAUAUGAAUUGCAGCACAUUCAAGGAGGCGGACGAAGAGGCUUUUCUGGAACAAACGCUCACCCUCAGCUGUGACACCAAACACAGGGACAUGUUAAAGACCUGGACGAUGCCUGGCAAUGUGCUGGUGACACCUGGAAGCAACCAGACAGCCAAAGUGUUGCAAGAUGGAAGUCUACAGAUUAGUCCAGUGAGGUCUGAGGACUCUGGGACCUAUACUUGCUUUGCAACAAGCGAGGUCUUCAAUGAGACAAUCUAUGUGGUGCUGAAGGUUCACAACUUCACAAUGCACGGGAGCGGAGAGACCCUGAACACAGCAUACACCACCUUAGUGGGCUGCCUGGCCAGCGUGGUGCUGGUGCUCAUGUACCUUUACCUGACGCCAUGUCGCUGUUUCUGCUGCCCCAACAAGGGUAAGACUCGGGGCGAGGACAGCAUCCACUCCUCCAUGCUCAGUGUGACACCAACCCAUGAGGACCCAGCGCUCAAGGCUGAGCUGAACAGGCACGUGGCAUUCAUAGACUCGAAGGACUUACAGGGCCAGAACGGCAAGGUGAACCCCAAUGGGGAUGAGGAUGAUGAGGAUCUGGAUGCAGAGGCUGGUUCUCUUAUGAAGGGGAAGAGGAAGAAGUCAGUAGCAGAAUCCAUUAGCUCCGUCUUUUCAGACACUCCUAUGGUGGUCUGAGAUGAGACGAUGGGUGCCACAUGACUGGAUGUAUAUGGUACAACGUGAGCCAUGUUUUAGUUAAUGUAAACUGUGACUGUGACCUUGUGGGAGAAAACGGAGGAAGGAUAUUCAUCUGUAGUUGCUGGCAAGUGGAAAUGAGAAUCUCAAAGGGAGUAAAAAACAAACUGUCUUGUUGUCGACAAGGACAAUAAGCAGAACUUUUCCAGCAUUUCAAUCUGUAGCACUUAAUAUUCAUACUGUGAAGGAAUGGCAGUGUGCAUGGACAGUGGAAACUACUGAGGUCUUAUGAGAAUAAAAGGUAGAUAUGUUGUUGAUUUCAGCACUCAGGAAGUGAUACAUAAUAUUGCUAAAGUGUGGGAAAUACAUAUGAUAUGAUGCACAGAUUGAAAUUAGAUUUGAAAAAAGAAAAUAGUUCACAUAUAGUUUAUAUUGGAACCAUGGCUGGCUCAUAAUUAUAUUUAUUAAGAGGACUAGAAUAGAUUGCAUCUUGUGUAAACGUUAGAGCAUAGAUACAUUUACCCCUUGUCUAUCAACACAGCGACAAAGACUUAGAUGGAGAAGCUGCUGCCGCCUGGCUAUGAAUACAUGAGUCAUUAACCUUGAGACAUCUAUAGAGUAACAGCAUGCCAUAAACCCACAUUAUAUGAGACUUAUCAGUAUGAGAGGGAUAAAGGAAAUGUGGGUUCAUCAAACAUUUAGUCAUUUAUAUUCAGAAAGCAGUGGCACAGACAUUAUAUUAAGAGGCCAUCGCAGGUCAUUUUCACCCUAAUUCAUAGCUGAUCCUUGGCUGCACUCAGAUUUAAUUCAUUCGACUGAUCCUUACCCUUACUCAUACUCAUGUAUAGCGAUAUAGGGGAGAGCUCUUUUUAACUUUGUAUGUUAAGGGAUCAAUUUACAUAAAUGUAUGCCAGGAAAUUGUUAACCAGCUCGAGGUAGAUCAUUGUUUUAUAAACGAAUUGUAUAUCACAAUAAUUGCCUCUCAGUUACUGCACGUCUACUGUAUAACCCGAGAUAAACUUUUGAAGCCUUACAUAAUUAAAAACAUGGAACCCCUCCAGCAGAUACGCGUUAGGUGCAGGGAAGUAUUUUGUCCUGACUGAUUAUCAACAUAUUGUCUCAAUUCUGUAUACAGACAGGUACCAUGGUCCUUACAAGGACUAACAGGCUUCUGUUUGUUGUCCACUGAGGUGCCACUUACUGUACUGCAGAGUUUAAGUCCUCCUCUUGGCCGAGUUAUAGCCUGUUUCUCUUUGUCAGACUAGAAGGAAGUUAAACACCUAUCCCAUGCUGAUAGGAGCCAGCUUUAGUUCAUUUCAUUCUUUCCUAUGUAUGUAAAAUGUGCACCUUAAACAAAAUCCUGAUACAUUUCAAUGUACAUUGCGCAAAAAAACCCAUGAACCUUGGUGUAUUCAUUCAUCACGUCAUGAAUUAUGUCGUAGAUUUAAGUGUUUGAUCUUGCAUUUUGCUGAGAUGGACAAUUCCCAGUGUCACACUGAUAAAAAAAAUGUAGCUGCUUUGCCCUGUGGUUGGGAGAAGAUGGACGUUUUAAUAGCAGAUCAACAUUAGAGGUCGGCGCAUAAUAAAACCCACAGGGUUUCUGCUGAAGAGGAAGCUCAUGAAUAUCAUUGAUGAGGCUCUACAUUAUUUGACAGGAGACUUUACUGUCUGUAGCUGCUGACAGGAAACCUUGUGUAAUAUAGGGUGAUUUUUACUCAGUGGUUUUAUCCUUAAGAGUAUCCCUUUGUCUCAACAAUUAUUAUUGAAUCUAUUGUGAAUUGAAUUUACCAGACGCAUCGAAUACUGUGGAUAUUUUCAUCAACGAGGUUUAAAGCAGGAGACUGUGUCUCCUUGGUGCAAACAAGGAAGAGUGAUUUCAUUAAACUGUGCGUCGUUCGUGUCAUAGUACAACAAGGCUAGCCCCGCGCAAAUGCUAAUUGCAUCGUUUGAUGGGAUGCAGCUUCCCUCUGCUUUCCAUGUCUUUGUGUCUCUGAGCCUGAGAGGAUAGGUGUGUUAUCAUGAGUCACAGCAACACAAAGCCAUUCUCUCUGGCUCCCUGUACACUGACCACCUCAAUUCAGCCCAGAUGUGUUUGCUUUGUUUGUGUACCUCUGUCAUUACGAGGCUGCCCUUACUUAAGUUCAAAAGCAAUCAUUCAGCCAGGCAAUGAAUGUGAUGCCCUUUAAGUAGUCUGUAAUUUGUUUGUGAAGGAAACUUUCAUCGAACGUUUGCUCUCCCACUGAGUCAUAUGGUUGGGAAAUACAGUAUCAUAUAAGAAUUUGAGUUUUCCAGUUCAAAACGUACCACAGUAUAUAUAAGAAGAGAGUAGAUAGUUUUUUAAAUCACAUACAUCUUGCUCAGUAAUAUGAAUUUCACUCUCAAAUGUUGAGAUGCGAUUUCUGGGAGCAAUAGGUUUUUACGCAAAAUUGGUAGAAUAUUCACAGUUGCUGUGUACACCACAGCAUCUCCUGUGUGGGUGAGAAAAGGAAGUCACACUUAUCAGAGAGGUGGUGUGUGAAUCAUUCCACUCUCUCACUCAUAGGAAUACCAGGUGGAGAAAUAUAGAGCAGCAAAAAUACCACAAGACGUACUUUAAAAAAAAAAAAAAAAAAAAAAAAAAGCCACAUUUAGCACUACUGCAGACUGGCUGCAGUUACUGAGGAAACUGUCCCAUUAUCAAGGAUCCAGGCUCUAUGUUUUGCUCUCUAGAACGGAAAUAUGUGUGUUGUUCCCUGCUUGUGUGUAGUGGGAUCAAUCUAAAACCCCUUGGCCCGAGAAAGCCUAAGAAGUUAGUAAAUAUAAGUCACAUGAUCCGAAAUAGCUAAAAAUUAUAGCUAUACACAGAUAUUACGGCUGUUGGCCCAUGGCCAGACCAUCAUGGAACAGCAUGUGUUUGCUCUGCAGUGUCAAUCCAGUUAAAUCUGCAGUGGCUAAUGGGUGGUCUUCUCACUGUGGGCUGUCACUCAAAGUACAAAUUGCAGUUAUGUAUAGAGAAAAACUUAAGUGCUAUUGCUGUUGAAGGUCCUGAAGUAGAGGAGAAGAGAGGCUUUCUUCCCUCCAAAGCAAAUCUGCCUUCCUAUAUAUAUCUAUAUGUAUAUAUAUGUAUUAAGACUCACUUUUCUGUGUUCAGUAUUGAUUAGCCGUGUACUGCUAUGAUCUACCAGUGUACUGACUGUAUUCUUGUAUAAUCCAAUGUUGUUGAUCAUUUUGGCAUUUCGUCUGCCACUGUGCUUCUGUUAGUUGUUUCAACAUUCAAGUCUUGACAUAAAUGUUUAUUUUUUAAGCGGGGUGGGGUUUAGUUUUUCUAUUGAAAGAGGAUUAUUUUACACACUCUGCUGAAGAAAAUGGUUAAACUGAAAAUAUGUAUCAAAAACUGCAUAGGAGGGAUGCCACUUUUGAAAUCGUUGGACAUGAUACAUCCUAAUGGGCAGUGAGUAUGUAGCCGCGAUUUAUUUUCAGUCAGUGUUUGACUUUGCUCAUAAAGCCAUAAGAAAUCCAAGGAGAGAGCACAGUGCUUUAUGAGAAUGGUGAUGUAGGGAGUUGUUGGUGGAGAAGUUCUCCAACAAAUACUUCAUGACAAUUAAAGCAACAACUUUAUGUCUGUAAGAAAAGUCAAAGAAUUAUAUAUUGUAAUGAGUAAUGAAAAUCAUGAGAUCUUACCACCCACAACAAUGAAUUCCUGAAACACGUUGGGUUUUGAAUGGAUUUGAAGACAGAGGGUAAAUAAAUCUUCUCAGGACUAUCUCAGUUUUAAGUUCUAAUGUAAUAUGAUGUGAAAACAUAAUUUUGAAGGUUUUCACAUUUGCAACAACAAUAAAACAUGAUUUUGGAGAUCUGUGCCAUUCACGGGCCCUUUGCUAUUUGAAGUAAUGGCACUUUAACUGUUCCCUUAAUGAUCAGUUGUCACAUAUUAGAAAAGGGAGCGGUCUCUCCCUGCCCGGCACACAUCUAUCUCCAUUUGUCUAAACUAUGUAGUAGCAAUUACGGCAACAUCCUCGAGAUGGUGGAGCUAAAAGCUCACUGCUUCUCCAGUGUGCUACUACAAGUUUCCACAGGACAAGAAUGGAGCUUUUAACAGCAUUAAAAGCACUGAGUUUAUUGACCACUGCUUCAAAGAUGAGCUGGUUGGUCACUGCCAUAAAAUCUUGAAAGGUCUCACAGCUAGUGGAAUGGCUUUGCAUGGUAUGUUUAAGAGCUUUUCUGACUGCAGGAUAGGUGCAACCUAGUAGGCAUUAAAGAUAAAGAAUUACUG
This is a messenger RNA of Toxotes jaculatrix (banded archerfish), 6149 nucleotides long. RefSeq names its product adhesion molecule with Ig-like domain 1 (gene amigo1). The record is from RefSeq and is a predicted model, not a curated record. Gene Ontology annotation, molecular function: protein binding. The coding region runs from base 452 to 1897 and encodes 481 amino acids. The transcript is spliced from 3 exons. Gene Ontology annotation, biological process: brain development. Lineage: Eukaryota; Metazoa; Chordata; Actinopteri; Toxotidae.